Mugil cephalus (flathead mullet) is the source of this 3381-nucleotide messenger RNA. It is a transcript of the gene rcor3, whose product is annotated as REST corepressor 3. The coding region runs from base 319 to 1974 and encodes 551 amino acids. Gene Ontology annotation, biological process: regulation of transcription by RNA polymerase II; negative regulation of DNA-templated transcription. NCBI's taxonomy places the organism in Eukaryota, Metazoa, Chordata, Actinopteri, Mugiliformes, Mugilidae. The transcript is spliced from 12 exons. Gene Ontology annotation, molecular function: transcription corepressor activity. Gene Ontology annotation, cellular component: histone deacetylase complex; transcription regulator complex. The record is from RefSeq and is a predicted model, not a curated record.
CGGUGCGUAAAAAGCCUUCCGCCGCGCUGGUUAGAUCCCUCUGCGUUAGAGCGGCGGAGUCUCUGCCAGUGUUAACGUUUUACAUAUUAAACUACACUAAAAUUAAAGGUCACUCCUCCGCUGAUGUCCGCUGAUAUCCGUGCUUUGCUGGGCCGAGCCGAGCCGUGCGUACAGGCGGCGGGGCUGCAGAGAACAACGCUGCAGCGACACGCGCCGAGCGGCGGAGACCGAGCGAACAGCAGCGGAAAAAGCGACCAGCCGCCGCUGACAUUUUAUAUCCGACAAAAGCCGCUGAAAACCGUGUAAUACAGCUCGAAGAUGCCGGGGAUGAUGGAUAAAGGCUCGGAGUAUUUAGGGAAAGGUCGCUCCAAUGGCACCAAGAGUCCGUCCAACGCGUCUAAUGGACAUUUUUCAGACGAAAGCGGCAGCGACGACGAACACGAUGUGGGGAUGCGCGUUGGAGCCGAUUAUCAGGCCAACAUUCCCGAGUUUGACCCCGGUUCCACCAAGUACUCGGAUAAAGACAGUGGAGGGAUGCUGGUCUGGUCUCCGUAUCACACCAUCGUCGACUCCAAACUGGACGAGUACAUCGCCAUCGCUAAAGAGAAACAUGGGUACAACGUGGAGCAGGCGCUGGGGAUGCUCUUCUGGCACAAACACAACAUUGAGAAGUCUCUGGCCGACCUCCCCAACUUCACCCCGUUCCCAGACGAGUGGACGGUGGAGGACAAGGUUCUGUUUGAACAGGCCUUCAGCUUCCACGGCAAGAGCUUCCACCGCAUCCAGCAGAUGUUGCCGGACAAGUCCAUCUCCAGUCUGGUGAAAUACUACUACUCCUGGAAGAAGACUCGCUCCAGAACCAGUCUGAUGGACCGGCAGGCUCGUAAACUGGCCAACAGGAGCAACCAGGACGACAGUGAUGAGGAGAUGGAGGAAGCUAAUCCCAUCGAAGCCAACGACAGCGACUACGACCCCAACAAGGAAACCAAGAAAGAGAACCAGGCAGAGCCGGUGGUGCUGGGCACUAAGGUGGCUUUGGGCCGGCGGGAGCAUCAGACCCUGCAGCACCGGCACCACCAGCGCUCCCGCUGCCGACCCCCCAAAGGCAUGUACCUGACCCAGGAGGACGUGGUGGCGGUGUCCUGCAGCGCCUCCGCCGCCAGCACCCUGCUCCGCCAGCUGGACAUGGAGCUGGUGUCCCUCAAGAGACAGGUCCAGAAUGCCAAACAGAUGAACAGUGGACUGAAACACAUGUUGGAGUCUGGGAUCAAAGAGUACAUCCUUCCUGAGUGUAACCAGAAGGUGAACGCCCGCUGGACCACGGACGAACAACUCCUGGCUGUUCAAGGUGUCCGGAAGUACGGGAAGGACUUCCAGGCCAUCGCAGACGUCAUCGGUAACAAGACGGUGGGACAGGUGAAGAACUUCUUUGUGAACUACCGGAGGCGGUUCAACCUGGAGGAGGUGCUGCAGGAGUGGGAGGCGGAGCAGGGAACCCGAGCUCCCAACGGAGACAGCGCCACCUCUGGAGAGGAGGGCAAGAACAGCUCCACCACUCCGUCGGGAAAAAGCACGGAUGAAGAGGACGAAGAGGGUCAGGUGACCUCCUCGGGUGCUUCUCCUGCCGCCUCCUCGUCUUCUUCGGUUCAGGCUCCGGUGACGUCCAACGCCUCGUCGUCUCUCCACCAGCCCCCUCCCCUUCUGCGCCCCUCCCUCCCAGCCACGCCCUCUCUGCACCGCCAGCCCCCGCCCCUCCAACAACAGGCCCGGUUCCUGCAGCCCCGCCCCACCCUGCAGCAGCCGCCACCCCUCAUCCGCCCCUCCAACCCCCUGCCCCCCCGCCUCAACCCACGUCCUCCAGCUCCCAUGAGCCUCGGCGGUAACCCCGGAGUGUCGGGGCCAGGCUCCGUUCAGCAACCUUCCGGCCUGGGCGUCCACCAGCCGGACAUGGCCUCGUCCUCGUCCCUUCACUAACCAGGGCCGGAUUGAGACCACCUGCAAACAUCUGCAGUGCUGCUGCCUUCAGUUCCUGUGGGAAAUCCAACAGAAUACAUCACUACAUUGCUACUGAUAACAUGGCCACUCCCACCACACGGGGACAUAAAUGUUACACCAGUCUUAAUUUAAUUCGAAGCAUUCUUCUUCAGCAGUCUUUCCCACAGAACGUAAACGUAGCACACGCCUGGUUUUAAAGGUUUUAUUUUAUGGAGGAGGUUGGACUAGAACUCAUUGUGAUUAUUAAAUCUGAGCCUUUCCAGUUGUCGUCUGUUCCCAGCCAGUCGUGUGGUGCUCCACAGGGUUCAGUCCUGGGUCCCUUUCUUUUCUCCAACAGUUCCACAUUUCAAGUGAUGGAGUCACUCCUGGAGCCGUGUAGAUAGCAGCGAGUCUAUAUAUAGGCGAAGGAGGGGACUGUUUAGCAGGUAUGUAGGUUAUGAAGUUGCUAACAAGCUAACAUUUGCCAAUAGAUUUGAGGUAUUUUGACCUGAUGGUGGCACCAGAAAAACGCCAAAGUUCUUUGAAUCCUAACUUUAUUUCGAUCGAUCCAGUGGAUUGAGUUUGUGCUGGUUUCACUGUUUACAGCCGGGUUUAUUCAGAUAAAUGAAAGGAAAUGAUCUCCGACAAUGAAAUGAGAACAUUUGCAUCAUUUCCUUAGUUACUGGUUUCAAUGACAUUUUCAUCUAGCGCCACCCUCAGGACAAAGUUGUAGCUGUAAAUGAAUGGUCAGAGUUGUGGCUGUGAUUGAAAGCGCAGCCUCUUCUGUGUGAGCAACAGGCGCUGGUCAACCGUCAGUCUUGUGUUUAAAGUUUUCUUCUUGUGACUUUCUGUGUUCAUGUCAACACAUGUCAUGCAGAUCCAGACUCACUAGAUGUAGAUCUACUCUUCUCUUGGUCCAAACGUUGGUGUACGUGGGUCUGCUCAUGGUCAGAGGAGAAGAAACCACCAGGUCUAAACUUCCAUGCUUUCCUACAGGGACAGAAACGAAAGACUGCAGUGUUGUGUACAGUUUGGUAUCUUUUUGAGUUUGUGAGUCAGCUGUCAGUAGUUUAACUAACUCCGAUGUACAUUUAGAUGACUUGAUUCUUUUUUGUUUUUAGAAACACUCUUUUUUAUUUCAGUUUGAAACGCCUCCAUCAGCCAAACGAAGGUGGUCCUCACAGCCUCCGCCUGUCCGUCUGUCUCUGGAUUAUUUAUUCUUCUUCUUCCUGGUGCUACCAGUCUGGACUCGGUGUAAAAAUUAAAAAUCAUUGAGGAAGUGCUCUUAUUUCUCUGCGUCGUUGUAACUGGAAUCCUACAGAGUCCUUUGAGUUUGUAAAAUAUUGAUGUUGGGAUGAAGCUGCUUCUUCAACGUCUCAGUCGUUCUCAUUAAAAACUACAUUUCUA